Seminavis robusta is the source of this 495-nucleotide messenger RNA. The record is from the annotation of a GenBank genome assembly. NCBI's taxonomy places the organism in Eukaryota, Bacillariophyta, Bacillariophyceae, Naviculales, Naviculaceae.
AUGUCACAGUCGCCAUCCUUGCCACCUUCUGUAUCUAUGCAAGCUGAACCAAGCUCAUGGAGGUCCAAUCAAGAACUUUAUUGGGGCCUUGCAAAUCAAGUGAUCCCUGAUUUGGACAACCUUCCAGACAUGUUUUAUGAUCAUGUGGCCAUAUUCUCACAGGGGUGCUUGGAUUGUGCUGUGAAUCAGUUCUACAACCAUCAAGAGUACAAAAAGAAUCAAAUAUUCUCGACUCAACAGCACAGGCCAACAGGUUGUUCAAGAAAUUCCUCUACAAGUUUGUUUGACCACUUUCCUGAUUUUCUGCUGAACUUUGAUUUUGAUCCAGAGGUUGGAAACUAUUUGCUUGUCUUUGAUCUCACCACAGUGGACAACUGCAUCUUCAGGUGCCCCGCAAAAACCAAACCGGCAACUUCUUUCAGUGGUUACAGAAUAUGGCCCAAGCAUGUAUCCAUACCUCGAGGUUGCCAGGAAAGGCUAUCUCCAAAUUGCUGA